AUGGAGAAAGGCACCAGCUUAGAGAACAAGCGAUUGCCAGCAUUCACUGCUCGACGCCUGACACAGACUACUUUCUUGAUCGUCGAAUGGGAUGACAUCUUCAAUGAACACCCAUUCAUCUAUGCCAAGGUAGUUCCAUCCGCUAAGACCAUCCUCAUCAUGGACACAGGAUGUGGUGGGGCUACGCAUAAUCCACAGAUCGGUCUGAAGAGCUUAAGAGAGUUCAUCGAGACCGUCGCUGUUCCUGAUAACAACGGAAAGCCUCUCAAUGAAGGAGGGAAGAUGAAGUAUAUCGUGGUGGAAAGCCAUUGUCAUUACGAUCAUAUCCUUGGUGUGGAACAAUUCGCCGCCGACAGCCCUAUUAUCGGCUCAGGCCAUUCGCCUGCCUUCGUCUCUCCCGAGAACUUCCCUGCAAACUCGGAAUGCAAUGCUCUGGGCUUACGAGCCCCAAUUUAUGAGCUUACUCUGAUUACCUCAUCUUCAGUCUUGCAUACCCCCGGGCACACGCCCGACGAGCUUGCUUUGUGGGAUGCAGACGAGAAAAUGCUAUACGCCGGGGACACUCUAUAUGAAGACGACCCCAUCAUCUUUCCAAGCGGGGGAUCUUUGCCCGUGUGGUUCUCUACCAUUGAUCAACUCAUCGAGCUCGUAAAGGCGCAACCCGAUUCUGAAAAUGUGAUGAUCAACUGCGGGCACGCUACUGCUCUCCGUCCUGCACUCGAGGUGCUCAGGACAUGUAGGAAGUUCAUGGAAAAUGUCGUCUCUGGGACUUGGUGUGUGGAAUUCAAGGAGGACAAGGGUCGGUUCUCUUUGAUUUGUCCCGAGAGGUUGGUGCUUGAAGCAAAGGGUGAAGCAGUAGCGUGA
Suillus bovinus is the source of this 864-nucleotide messenger RNA. RefSeq names its product Metallo-hydrolase/oxidoreductase. The transcript is spliced from 5 exons. NCBI's taxonomy places the organism in Eukaryota, Fungi, Basidiomycota, Agaricomycetes, Boletales, Suillaceae. The coding region runs from base 1 to 864 and encodes 287 amino acids. The record is from RefSeq and is a predicted model, not a curated record.